Messenger RNA from Auxenochlorella protothecoides, 339 nucleotides. RefSeq lists its product as hypothetical. The transcript is spliced from 4 exons. NCBI's taxonomy places the organism in Eukaryota, Viridiplantae, Chlorophyta, Trebouxiophyceae, Chlorellales, Chlorellaceae. Bases 1 to 339 code for a protein of 112 amino acids. The record is from RefSeq and is a predicted model, not a curated record.
AUGGUGCACAUCUGGGGCGGGGUUUACGUACCUCCGGACGAGUCUGCCGAGCUGCAGGAGAUCGAGGACACCAAGCACAUGGUGUCGCAUCGCUUUGCAGAGGCGCUUGUGGCCGCCAAGGUGCCGUUCAAGCUGCAUGUGAUCGUUGGGCCCUCUGACACAGACUCCAUUGCCAGGGUGGUGAGCGCCAAGGCCGCUGAUCUGGGGGCGCAGCUGGUCGUGGUCGCGCGGCACAGCAAGGGCAAGCUGAAGGAGUUUCUGGUGGGCUCGGUGACGGCGUCCAUUGUCAAGAGUUGCACGUCACCGGUGCUGGUGGUGCCCCAUCCCUCGAUUCCAUGA